AUGGCUGUGAAUGAUAUCUAUUACAGUGUCCUGCAGAAUGUAUCUGAAACUGUCGUCGCUCUUGUUGCUGAAGAAGGUGCACAUCACUUAGAUCUGCGUUUUCCAACAAAAGAAGAUCCUAAGUGGUUUAUUGAGCAAAGGGAAACUGAAAUUAAGCUGAUAGAAGGCUGGAUAGAAAAAUUCUACCAAGAACGAAAAGACCUUGAGAAGCUUUUGAUCAGCUUAUUUAUACAACUUACAAGUCGAGGCAUAGAGUACCUACAAUUUGAAAGAACAGUAACAACAAUGGAAAGCAGAGUAACAAUUUUAUUUACUUUCCUAUGCAUUAGCAUAUAUCUUGAGGCGACAAAAGCUCGUCAUCAUCCAAUACUCCGUGCUCCGACAGCAAACCCUCAAGAAUUUUUAAAGGUUCACAACAAUGUACGACGGAAAAUUGGCCUACCGCCCUUGCAGUGGGACGAAAAACUAGCAGCGGUUGCUAGGGUUUACACAAAAACGAGAGCGACCAUAGACUGCAGGAUGGUACACUCGAUGGGCCUUUAUGGGGAGAACAUCUUCUGGGGCGGCGGGAAACAACCAUGGGGAGCGAGGUUCGCGGUGAAUUCGUGGUCACAUGAGAAGUUGUUCUAUGAUUACAAGACCAAUAGUUGCAAACCCGGGCAGAUGUGUGGGCAUUACACGCAAAUGGUGUGGAAGGACACAAAGCGUCUGGGUUGUGCACGAGAGGUUUGUAGCAAUGGAGCAGGGGAGCUCAUCAUAUGCAACUAUGAUCCACCUGGGAAUUGGGCUGGAGAGAAACCCUAUUAG
Messenger RNA from Pyrus x bretschneideri (Chinese white pear), 807 nucleotides. Its product is annotated as pathogenesis-related protein PRB1-3-like. Gene Ontology annotation, cellular component: extracellular region. The coding region runs from base 1 to 807 and encodes 268 amino acids. The record is from RefSeq and is a predicted model, not a curated record. NCBI's taxonomy places the organism in Eukaryota, Viridiplantae, Streptophyta, Magnoliopsida, Rosales, Rosaceae. The transcript has 3 exons.